This is a messenger RNA of Mytilus californianus (California mussel), 1441 nucleotides long. RefSeq lists its product as uncharacterized. The record is from RefSeq and is a predicted model, not a curated record. The coding region runs from base 116 to 1441 and encodes 441 amino acids. Lineage: Eukaryota; Metazoa; Mollusca; Bivalvia; Mytilida; Mytilidae. The transcript has 11 exons.
CAAAAAAACAGUUUCCGUUCCUAAUUUGAAAGACACAGAUAUUACCUGUAUUUUGGAAGCAUCAUGUUUAGACAUUAAAUGUUGUGUAGAUGUUGGUAUAUUGGACAAAUCAUUUAUGUACUUUAUAAAGAUUGACCCUUGUAAGUCAACACUGACCAUUGGAAUAGAGAACAUGUGGUUUAAACAAUCUUUGAUAGAAUUUAAAUUUGGAGAGAGAAACGAAUUCUACGUUAAAGGAACAUUAGGAAUGGAAUAUAUAGUUGAAGAAUUACAGAGUAGUAAAGAAUAUUUGGUGUCUGUUAAUAUAAGUGUAUGUUUUGAACCAAACAAAUCUAAAUGCUAUAUACAGAGACCAAUAGCCAAAGAUCUGCUCAUCAGUAAGCCCCAGUGUAACUGGAAUAUGGACUUCAAAACACCAGGUUUUUCAUUAAAAUCUUGGAUGCAAUCAAACCAAUUCAGCAUUCACAAUAAACUUCCUGUGUAUGCUAACUAUCUGUUGAUGGAAAAACUUGGUGUUUCUAAUCACCUUCUUAAACAAUCUUGUCAUCAAAAUAGGAAACUGGAACAAAUGACAGUGAAUAGAUGGAUAGAAGAAUGUCCAUUGACUAUUGUGAAGCCACAGUUACAGAAUGGAGUAACAUGUACACUAACGCACUCAUGUACUGGUGUAGAGUGUUGUCUUGAUGUAGAAUUAAUUGAUAGAUCUAUUUUUUUCAAGCUUGAUCUUGAUCCAUGCAACCAUAUCUUGUUACUCAGCAUUGAAAAUCUUUCAUACAACAUUUCACUGUUUAACUUUGAUUGGGGUCGUGACAUUCGGUUUUCUCUUGAAAAUGUAUUCCGAAUCGACUACUCCAUUUAUGACCUAUCAAGUAGCAGAUUGUUCCAGAUUGAUAUGAACAUAAGUGCUUGUUUUGAAACUACUGGAUCUUGCAUGUUUUCCCAAAGAGUAUUAACAAAGACUCUUCUUGUAAAGAAACCAUGUGAAUGGGUCACAGGUUUUGUAAAUGCCAAUUUUUCAGUGGGAAAGUGGAAAGCAGAUAAUAAUUUACAAGACAAGCAGUAUUUACAUCCAACAGAAAUUUUGAGACUGACAGAAGCCUUAGGAAUCAAACCAUUCCUACAAAAAGACAAAUGUGACAAAUACAGAGAACCUUAUAGCAAAAAUAUACAAGGGUUUAGUUCAGGUUGUAAUGAAGUUUUGCGUACUAUAACCAUACCUCAGGAUGUCGUCUGCCAUGUUGGAGAAUUAUGUACUGAAAUCUCCUGUUGUACAGAAACGGAAAUCAUAGCAAGAACUCUUGAGACUAAACUUAUAAUCGAUCCAUGUGAUUUUAAACUGACAAUAGCCAUUGAGAGAUUACUUUUUGAAGUUGAUUUAUUCCAUUUUGAAUGGGGUCACCAGAAACAGUUUGAUUUGUAUGGAGUCAUGGAAGUUUCUUAA